CUUAAAGUCAAUUUUUGACUUGACAUCAUUAAUUUGUUAAUUGUUAUAUCGAAAUUUGUCAAGCUAGAUUGAUUUUUUAACACUUAGAUUAAUUAAGUUAAUAAUGAAGAGUACGUAAUGAAUCUGACAAGAUCAUUACUACUGCUCGUCUAUGCACUAACAUUUAUACAAUGCCAACUUGUUGUGAUUCGGAAAAAGACUGGUGACGAAGUGCUUGGUGGCGUUCAAAACUGUACCAGUCAUCAAACGUUUUUUAAAACACAUGGAACAACUUGCAUCACGCAAUCAAGUCAAGUUGGCUGUUACCUAGACACAAUAAAAAGUACUGGUUAUAUCCCAACUAUUCAACAGCAAAACCACUCCUUUCCAUCCUUUUCACUUCCUGCGCACAGCUGUUGGUAUGGUACUCCAGUCUUGCGUGUAGUGUAUUGGAAUGUGAGACGGGGGCAAGCUGUAUGGUCGCAUGAAAUGUCCACAAAAAUUUUGAAUCAAAUGAUAGCGAGAUCAGGACCAUUUCAUGAUAAGAUUAUCUUAAGUUUCAAGAAGCAUUUCAGUGGUAUGCUGUUAAAAAUAAAAAUUGGAUAUGGCGAUGACUUCACAAAGAGUGCGCAUUUCUACAAAGGAGAUUGCAUAUUGAUUAAAUUCGAUGGGGAAGUUGAAUAUCCUGUUACUUCACAAUACUUUCGAACUCUAGCAAGAACAACAGCUGAAACCACAAGUAAAGUAGCUUCAACAGCUGCAGCUAUAAAAACAACACCAUUCACCAAAACCACAUGGAAGACACUAACUACUUCAACAGAGACAAAGACAUUACAAGCUUCCAUGACAUCGCCAGAAAUUGGAACAACUUUGAAAACAGGAUCCAAUGAAACCAUAAAUAACAACAGUGGUGUUUCUCUUAUCGGAAAAUCAGAAAGAUUCAGAUCUACCAAUAAUUCGACAGCAAAAGUGAGGGCAAACAAUACAACGUCCGCUAGAAACAACUCUUCUGAACAUGAUAAACAUAAGAGAGUAAAAUGGUUUAUUGGUUUCGUCAUUGGAUGUAUUCUUGCCUUGAUUACCCUGAUUUUUCUUGUUCUUACAAUAUGUUGGAAAAGAAAAUCUCUGAAGGAUGCGUCACAAGAAAAGGGACGAUUAAUACCAGAAAAGACUGCUUUUGCUAAAAGAAAAUUAUCAAAGCCAAAACCAUUUCAAGAGGCUUUUAACUCAUUGUACGAUCAAUUACAUCCCCUCGACCUUGUAUCUCCUGGAGACGACGAAGUGUUUAAAAAAGAAAGCAACGAAGCAAUUUACGCGACUGUAAAUAAACAAAGAGGAUCUGCGUAAAAUAUAUCUCUUCGGCAAGCUACAAUCUUUGACGAAAUUGUGUUUAAAAAAAUCCCUUAUCCAGCAGUUUUGAGACGCUGUUCCUUGUAACACCACUACAAAUAGUAACAUAACUAGCUAUGUGGAAUGGUUUUAAGCAAAAAUUUACUCUGUUUAAUGUUGAAUCAGUGUGGAAAGUAAACGCUUUAAGAGUCUUCUUCAACAUUGAUAUAGGGGGGAAGGGGUGAAUUUGUUCAGUUUAUUUUAGAAUUUUAUGUUAAAUUUGAAGAUUUUUAUCAACAAUCUUGUGCAGAAUUGUAGCUGGAAUUAUGGGUAUUACCCUAUAGUAUAAUUUAAGUUCAGUACACAAUGGUUCGUUUAAUGAAUUUUCUGUAAUAAUAUUGACUUCAUAUUCCUUUAGCUGUUUAGUUCGGACUAUUUGUUGUCAGACGGGAAUUUAGAUAAUUUUGUUUAAAUUCCCCUUAUUAAUGUAGUUUUAACGAUUUGUUAACUUGUUUGUUUUGGGUUAUUAUCAAGACUUGUACCUACGGUGUUGUUUAGCAAACUUGGUAUUG
Messenger RNA from Hydractinia symbiolongicarpus, 1880 nucleotides. RefSeq lists its product as uncharacterized. The record is from RefSeq and is a predicted model, not a curated record. The transcript is spliced from 6 exons. NCBI's taxonomy places the organism in Eukaryota, Metazoa, Cnidaria, Hydrozoa, Anthoathecata, Hydractiniidae. The coding region runs from base 118 to 1326 and encodes 402 amino acids.